Messenger RNA from [Torrubiella] hemipterigena, 1894 nucleotides. Lineage: Eukaryota; Fungi; Ascomycota; Sordariomycetes; Hypocreales; Clavicipitaceae. The record is from the annotation of a GenBank genome assembly.
AGCGCCGCUAAGAUUUUCCCACAUCUCUCGUCCACGCCUCUUCCGCCUUCUCACAAACUACACCAUCACAAACGAGGGUGAUUUGUUGCUGUUGGUUGCGAGAUAGUUACUCUUUGUCAGCGACCCAUCACAGAGGACCAAUUGCCUCUUCUUUCUCCCAGCACCUGCACAAUGGCUUCGCUCCGAGCUUGGAGCAAGCCGCUCCGCCAUGCGGCCUCUAUCCAGGGCGCCGCUCGAUACAACUCAUCCAGCAGCUCGACAUCGGCCAUUGCCUACAAGGCUCUUCGACGCCGCUCUGCUCCUCUGCCGCUGAGCCAGGCCACGCCCGCAUGGUCUGCCCAGGCUGCCGUCUCCAACAUUCUCUACGAGACGCCUACUCCGUCCAUGACUCCCCCCAAGCGCCACAUCCUCAACUGUCUUGUCCAGAACGAGCCUGGUGUCUUGUCCCGUCUGUCUGGUAUUCUUGCCGCCCGCGGCUUCAACAUUGACUCGCUCGUUGUCUGCAACACCGAGGUCCAGGACUUGUCUCGCAUGACCAUUGUCUUGACUGGCCAGGACGGCGUUGUCGAGCAGGCUAGACGACAGCUGGAGGAUCUUGUCCCCGUUUGGGCCGUCCUUGACUACAGCAAUGCUGCCCUUGUUCAGCGCGAGCUUCUGCUUGCUAAGGUCAACAUUCUUGGCCCCGAAUACUUUGAGGAGCUCCUCACCCACCACCGCGAAAUGACGGCUGGCGAGCCCGAGGACCCGGAGCAGCUCCAGCUCAGCCUUGAAGAAUCCGCUCAAGACUUCCACCCUAGCAAGUUGGCUGCUAGUGAAGCUCUUCGCCACAAGCACGAGCAUCUCAAGACUAUUACUUACUUGACGCACCAGUUUGGCGGCAAGGUUCUCGAUAUCAGCACCGUCAGCUGCAUUGUUGAACUGUCUGCGAAGCCCUCCCGAGUCGAUUCCUUCAUGAAGCUCAUCAACCCCUUUGGUAUCCUCGAAUCUGCCCGCACCGGUCUGAUGGCUCUGCCUCGCUCUAUCCUCCCCAACACCACCGAGGAGCCUCUUAUCAAGGAGGCCGAUGAGAUUGUCGAUGCCUCCCAGCUCCCCCCUGGUUAAAGGCAUUGCGGGAUAUUGGCAGUGAAAGAGCUUUAUCAAGAAGCUAAUUUGGCGUAUGGCGAGAUGAAUUCUUGAAUUUGUUCAAGUAGGCUUUCAAAUUUUUUGAAUUAAUAUUUUUCUACAUGGUGAAACCAUUCCUCGGAGUAGUAUCCAUUCUUUUGUAUCACAAGUUUUUGCUUUCAAAUACAUCCCCAUCCAAUGCAUCAUCGUUGCAACGCUUACCACUUGGAAACGUCAAAUUCUCCCUUGUUUACCACGAAGCCCUCCAGGACGGCAAGGGCUGCCCAAAGUCUGUUUUCAGCCUCAGGGAAGACUAGAGACCUAGGCCCGUAAAAGACCUCAUCAGACACCUCUUCUUGGUGGCGGGGGAGACAGUGCAUAAAUUUCCAGUCCUCCUUGGCGCCGCCACGUUUAGCCAGCUCGUUGGUGACCUGGUAUCCUGCAAAAGCAUCCAGUCGCUUCUUCUUUUCGCUCUCCUGUCCCAUGGAAAUCCAAGUGUCAGUAACGAUAAUGUCAGCGCCCUUGACAGCCUCUUCAGGAACUGUUGUCUCAAACAGAUGGCCUCGUCCCUCGACUCCGUCGCCAGCCUUGACAAUUCGCUGUCUCAUGUAGUCGGGAAUGCCAUAGCCCUGGGGAGAUGCAACUGUGAUGUCGACACCCAUCAUCAUGCAGGCAGUGGCGAGGUCAAAGAGGACAUUGUUUGAGUCACCGACCCAGGCCACCUUGAGGCCACGGAGACCAAGUCCGCUGGCGGAGCUGGUGUAUGACGAUUCGGCGUAUGCGAGCGACUGGU